ACCAUUGGAACCCACUUCGAAUGUUUCGAUGCUCGAAUAUCCUCAUCAUCUCGACAUCAAUAUGCCUGGACAUCAGGAAAAAUAUGGAUUUCAAGAUAUUUAAAACUAGUACUUUUAUACAUGCACGUAUUGGCCCCCUUCCUUCAUAUGCACCUCUUAUUCAGGCGAGUUUUCAGACCCGUUUUGUUUGUCGAGCGCAGAGGCCGCCAGUCCAAGAUCGUAGUCUUCUCUUUCGUGGUCUGAACCUCAUGCUUCAAAUCCAACCGUCGGGCUCUUUCCGCAAACUUGCAGCUUCGAUUGGAGUGGCAUCCACAGGUUAGGUCAUCCGCUAACGCCUUUCUCUCUCAGAUUCAAUCAAUGUGGAAAAUUAGUUUUGGCUAGAACAAGAAGAGGAAGCGUCUUUUUCCUCUCGUACCAUCUGAGAUCAGAAAAGGAAAAGGAAGGGUUGAUACCGCUUAUUCAUUAUCUCAACUUAAACCGUCGAAUUUGAAUAGAACGAGCUUCCUUGUGCUUCAAGUUAAACAGAGGAGGUGAUAAAUGGCUUCCCUGCUCCGCUUCUCUCCUCCUUUUCCCACCGUUCGCAUUCACCCACCACUCUUCUCAACCACAACACCACCACCACUCCGCCACUCAGUAACAAGCCCAAAGGCCUCCAAUGGAGACCGAUACCUCAGCUCUAAUGGAGGCCGAAACCAAAAUCAAAAGAAGAGUGAGAAAUGGGAUUGUCCUGUUCCUUUAGAGCAGCAACCGGUGAGGGAGUACGAGGCUUUGGCCAGCUCUGCCCUCUUCUCGUGGGCGGCUGGCGAUGUCAGGCACUACGGGCGGAGGCUGGCAGCAGUCAGCCUGGGGUUUGCAGUGCUCCUGGGGUGGCCUGUGGCUCGCUUCGGGGCGAUGCUUCACCACAAUAAUCUUGGUUUGAAUUCUUUGGACUCAGAGAGAGAGGUGAUGAGUUCUUUGGUGGGAUCAGCUUGCGUUGGGCUUUUCGCCGCAAACCUUGCGGCUCUCCGAAUGUACCUGGGCUGGGCCUAUGUCGGCAACCGCCUGCUCAGCGCUACAGUGGAGUAUGAGGAAACAGGGUGGUACGAUGGGCAGAUAUGGGUGAAGCCUCCUGAAAUAUUAGCUCGUGACCGCCUUCUGGGUUCAUACUCAGUCAAGCCUAUCUUGAACAGGGUAAAGCUCACAUUGAUGGGAAUCACCGCAUCAUUGGUACUGUGUGUUCUGCUGUACAUAAGUCUUCAGAGCCCCAAAACGACUGCAGAUGUUACAUCUGAAGGUGCUAAGGAUUUUGUUUCUGGAGUUUACAGUGAGAGUUCUGCGAGAUUGUUCGAACCAGAUGCAUUUUGUGGUGUGCCAGACCUAUCAUGACCCAAAUCUGGGUGUGCACAACUAAGUACAGUUUCAUUGUAUAUUAUGGAAUAUGUGUGUAUAGAUGAUGGUGUUACAAGUUCAUCACUCUUAAGAAAAAUGCCCUUCAGAGGGCAUUUCUGUUGUAAAUAUAAGGUUAUAGACUAGCAGUAACUUCCUAACAAAAACACCUUUUUAGGGGGAUUUUUGUGGCCUAAA
Molecule: messenger RNA, 1563 nt
Organism: Amborella trichopoda
Lineage: Eukaryota; Viridiplantae; Streptophyta; Magnoliopsida; Amborellales; Amborellaceae
Product: YCF36, putative (DUF1230)
Source: RefSeq, a predicted model, not a curated record